UUUUUUUUGGCAAACAUCCUCCGCCUGCGCUCACGCACUGCUCCCAGCAUGGGCCUCUUCGGGCAUAAGAAGAAUGCGGCGGCACAUCCAACCCCAAUACACUCCUCCUCCGGCUCCGCCUCCGGCUCCGCCUCCGGCCUCCACUUUGAAAACACCGUCGCCCUUCCGGCACCACUUCCACCACCACCAACACUUUCGAGUGCCCCACCAAUACCAGGCGACGGCAGCGUCGACCCCGAGGACCCAUUACAGAUAGCGAUAUUCUACCACGAGCAGAACGUCCUCGACGUUGCGGCAUACUACUUCUCUGUUGCAGCGGCGAGAGGACACCCAGUGGGGCUGUUCAUGUAUGCCAUGUCGAUGCGGCAUGGAUGGGGAUGCCCGAAGGAUGAGGUGGAGGCUGUGCAGUUACUGCAAAAGGCGGCAGAGACUGCGGUGAUGGACCUGAAUAUGGGGGUCGGGAGUGGAAGGUCGAACAAAGGAUCACAAUCAGCGUCGGCCUUGAAGAAGGUGGCGACAACAGAGCUGACGCUGGCGAUUUACGAGCUGGCGAUGUCAUUCAAGCAAGGUUGGGGCGUACCGAAAUCGAAAACAACAUCUGUGUACUAUCUGGCGAUUGCGGCACAGCUUGGGGAUGUGGACGCUCAGCAGGAACUGGGCGAGUGUUACUUGAGGGGCGAUGGGGUGAAGCGAGAUAAGAAGGUAGCGGCAAAAUGGUUUAGGGAAGCCGAAAAACAAGGGGCAAAAAUGGUCUCAAUGCAAUGGAUUUGGAAGGACAAGUACAACCCGUGAGGAGGG
Fimicolochytrium jonesii is the source of this 798-nucleotide messenger RNA. RefSeq lists its product as uncharacterized. The coding region runs from base 49 to 792 and encodes 247 amino acids. The transcript has a single exon. NCBI's taxonomy places the organism in Eukaryota, Fungi, Chytridiomycota, Chytridiomycetes, Spizellomycetales, Powellomycetaceae. Gene Ontology annotation, molecular function: protein binding. The record is from RefSeq and is a predicted model, not a curated record.